GUUCUCUCUUGCACCUCCUCGGUGUUUCCUGGCAUUGUGGUUUACACUCACAGAGAUUAGUCAACUCGUACCGCAGUGUCUUUGCGAAUUACUAGAGAUAGUUAAUAAAAUUAUAGUGCCAAAAAGUGUAUAGCUCUGAACGAAUCAAUUCCUAACGGUCAGUCGAUAACAGUGCGUCGCGUGGAUCAGUCGCAUCGAGCUAAGUGAGUGUCAACUGUCAAGUGCGUUACACGUUCAAGUGCGUGCGAAUGCGUUUACGGUAGCGUUAUAGUGUAGUAUGGAGAGUAAAGUGCACGUGGCGGGGCCGCUACGGGUCGGAAAGAAGAUGCGAAAGAGACGGGAACUGGACGCUUUAGUAGGGGGCGGGGGUGGACGAGGAGGUAGGCUCUUAUCUGCUUCGAGUGAUGAAGGAGAGCCGUGGGGUCGGCGGACGUCGCGUAGACGUCGUUCCCGCCCUUUCCUCCGCCUUGCCGCCGCCCUCGCACUGUGUGUGUGCGUCGUCUCUGCUGCUACAGUUCUAUGGCUUUUCGUUGAUGUGCGGCGACAGAUUGUUUCUCUUCGAAUAGAGAUGGAUAGAGUAUCAACAAGCAGCGAUGGCGUAGGAGACGCACUGCAAGUAUGCCAUACAGCGGCCAAGGAGCUUCGUGCAAAUGCGAGCGAGUUAAGCGCCCGGCUAUCAAAACUGGAACUCGAACACCAGGAGUUGUCAAAGCGCAUGGAACAAGCUGCUGGCGAACUGGCCUCCGUUUCAGAACAACUCUCAGCAGCACCGAAGUUAGCAGACACGCCGAGAAGAUUGGGAGAAUUGCAAAGGAUGGUAGCUGAUUUUGGUUCCCAGAUCAAAGGCUUCGAUGGUGCUCUCACAUCGACUCGGAAGCAAGCUGUUGCAGCAACAACGGGUGUUGAAGAAGUUAAAAAUCUUAUUCACCAGUUGGAAGGGAAGACGAAUGAUACAAUAGCCAACGUGACAGCUAAUGUGAGAAGGGAUGAUGAUUUGAAGAAUCAGAUGACGUCACUGAAUACAACGCUCGUAAACAGGAUAGAUGGGCUACAGACGAAAAUUGAACUACUGAGCAAACCAGUUAUCACACCAGCCCCAGUUACAACGACGACGCCAUCACCUGCUGUUCCUCCAUCCACUGCCGCCGCUAACACCACAUCACCAGGACCUGCUAAGCCGUUCGUGCUGCAGUGAGGAAUAACUCAACGCCUCAAAUUAUAGAAUAAGGGUUGCUCACAAACUUGUCAACGUCCAUACGACAAAUAGGAGAUAUUUCCCGAAAAGCAAAUGCUAGAAAAAUAAUAAACCCUCCAUGGCUAGAAGUGAUAAGGUAAAGAAUAUUUUUCUGAAAUUGGAUUUUUAACCUUGCAACAAAUUAUAUUUUUGUUGUAAGAAGAAGAAAAAUGUAAACCAAAUUUUGGUCUUGUAAGACUCUAGUUAUAUGGAAAGCGGAGGUAAUUUAUUUUCGUCGUAAAUUGUUCUGAAAUUUAGCGCAGUCAUAAGAUCGGGUCGCUUGAAUAGGAUUUAAAUUCUAUAAACUUCGAUUGGAGUAAUGUAAUGUUAUUUGUUUAUAAGUCAUUAAUUAUAUAGAGACGGUCUUUCAACGAAUAAGAUCUCAAUCAAGCCUUAUAAAAUAAUGUAAAACUUUAAGGUCCGUGUAGACUCAUUGAAGUAUUUAAAAUAAAAGAUUCCUUAAAAAUAUUUAAUAUUUCAAAAAGUUCAAUGGAAUAAGUUUGAAAUGACAUGUGAAAAAAAGGUUCUAGAAGAUUUUUUUUCGGCACGACGCGACGGAUGCUCAUCUAACAGUUACGGAGUCUAUACCCACCUUAAUAUUGCAAUAAAUACGUCGAGUGGAAACUCGUUUGAAAAACAAUGUAAAUAAUUUAAUAUUAAUAAUAGAAUAAAAGGUAAUUUUAUGUGAGUGUAGAGAGAUUUACGUACACACUGUGUGUUACCAAGUUGUCAAUAAAAGUGUGAGUUUUAUUACUGUAAUAAAUUAUUGUUAAUA
Vanessa tameamea is the source of this 2009-nucleotide messenger RNA. RefSeq lists its product as uncharacterized. Lineage: Eukaryota; Metazoa; Arthropoda; Insecta; Lepidoptera; Nymphalidae. The transcript is spliced from 6 exons. Bases 278 to 1195 code for a protein of 305 amino acids. The record is from RefSeq and is a predicted model, not a curated record.